Pomacea canaliculata is the source of this 2154-nucleotide messenger RNA. RefSeq lists its product as uncharacterized. The record is from RefSeq and is a predicted model, not a curated record. The transcript has 6 exons. Bases 217 to 1098 code for a protein of 293 amino acids. NCBI's taxonomy places the organism in Eukaryota, Metazoa, Mollusca, Gastropoda, Architaenioglossa, Ampullariidae.
GUCGGAGAAGAAUACGGGGGUGAAAGCACAUUUCACUGCGGCGUAAGGGGAAGGUGAGAGCGAACCCCUUUAGUUAACAGACAUCCUUGUUGUGCAGUGAAGAGGUUUCUCGGUGUGAAGUAAGUGUCGCAAUAAGAUACAGCCGUUGGUAGGUCAAAGGUAGAGGCUUCAUUGUAGAGACACAUCAGUUAGAUUUUGUUAGAUAGUUUCAACAACAUGAUGUUCCCUGUCUUCAGUGUUCUAACUGCAGUCAUUGCCUUGGUUUGUCACUGUGCUUUUGCGCAAUUACAACUUAACCCAAACCCACUGCGACUCACUAAUGGAGCUACAAGUGGUUCUGUUCAGAUUUCCUGUGGAAUUCCCAGUGGUGUGAAUGCCUCUACAAUAUAUGCUAUUACUAUCUCACGCUACUUGAAAUCAGCGCCCACAACAGAACAGAGUCUGGCAAGAGCAGAUAUCACUGUCAAUCAAGGACAAGCAUCCCUUGUUGCUAACAGUGGUCUCACUCAGAACACAGCGACAGUGUCUGGCAGUACAGGUCAGAAGUCAGUGACACUGACACUGACACAGGCAAAGUGUGAAGAUGCCGGUACAUAUGUCUGCAAAAUUCUUUACAAUGCAGCUGCUGGUGAUGACACACAAAUAGAGAUUAUUGAUGUCCGUGACAAUUUUACUGUCAUAGUUCCUCCUGGAAAUAUAACCAUUACUGCAGAUCCACAAAUUGAAGUUGGAAACUACCUAGUGGGUCAUCCCAUUACACUUUUGUGCAAUGGCUUGACUGGAACAUACGACCCAAAAAUAGGGGAAACAUGGCGAUGGUCAUGGCAAUACCAGGAUUAUGAGAGUUACAGCUGGGCGCCCUAUCCAAAUGAAAAUGAUAUCACUGUGGAGCCACCUUUUAGAGGGACAAGCUCAUGUCAGUACCAUCAGAUCAGCAGACUUACUGUAAACCUGACUCGUGAGGACUCCCAGCGAACAUACAAGUGUAUUGUACAAGCAAGCAAUAACCAAGGCUCUUCUGAUGCUCAGUAUACUCUGGGAAUUGUUGCUGAAACGGAAAAAAUUUCAUUUCAAGAUUCCAAGCCCGCAAGUGCCUAAAUCAUCGGAUGCCUGCACCUGUAGAUGUUCCUGUGUCUCAACCUGUUCGCGCCCAUGAUGUCAUCACUACUGGCUGAUUACCGGACGAGAUGUGGCGUCGAUGAAAAAGUGUUCACACGACAGGCGGCCUCCCGUGAUUGUCUAGAGGAAAGCAACACAUAAUAAUUCUGACCUUUGGGUCAAUAUGAUUAUUUUACUUUUAUCUGUGAAGAGUAAAUCAGAAUGUAAAUAACCAGCACUUACAUAACCUGAAAGAUUCGCUUGUGGAGACUAUAAAUAAUAUACACAACAUACUCCUAGACUUAAUGUUAGAAUAACAUAAUAAUAUAAUUAUCUCAAAAAUGUAAUCAGUAUAUGUGAUUUUUAAUGUUAUCAAAGAAAGAAAGAUAUGUACGAAAAAUACGGGGAUUGGCGACUAAAUUUUUUGUUUGAUUUUUUUCUCUUCUACGACUAAACUGUCAAAAACCACAUCUACUUAUUUUACUUAUUCUUAUUAGUACUAUUUUUCAGUGCUUCAGUUAGAGUUGAUAUGAUAUUGUCAUGUUUUCUGUAUUUGCCAUAAAUCUUGCAGUUUAUUAUAGAAUAUACAAAGCACAGUAUUUUUACUAGUUUUCAUAAUUGCUGGGCUGAUAGUGUUCCUAAAUCUGCUUACUUUAAAACUUUUAUAGCUUCGUGUGUCUGUUGUUUCCUUUUGUUCAAUGAAAAAGAGAAAAAUCACACACACAAGAGCAAUGUUUCUAAAAUACAUAAAUGCAUUACUACAGUUAUUGUUAGCACGUGAUUAGUACUAACUCAUUCAAUGUUAAAGUGAUGAAAUAGCAGCUUUUAUUUAAAAAAGGUCCAUACACAAUGUUUACUCUUUCAUUUGGCAGUUGAAAAGCAGAAAGAUAUCAAUUAAAGUCAUUAGAGAAUACUUACAGAUAAAUGAGAAAUUUAAAAAGUAUUCAAAAAAUUUUUCACACGGUUACUUGCCUUGUUUGGAAAACUUUUUUUUUUAGACAAAACUUACGAUAAAUUUUAGAUACAUUACUUUGUAUUUUUAUAAUAAAUUUCAAU